Messenger RNA from Ambispora leptoticha, 1251 nucleotides. Lineage: Eukaryota; Fungi; Glomeromycota; Glomeromycetes; Archaeosporales; Ambisporaceae. The record is from the annotation of a GenBank genome assembly.
AUGCUCGGAAUAAUUACAACCGUAAAAUCAAAAAAUUCUUCCCCUUCAGAAGAAAAUUUGAUUCCGACUGCACAUAUCGUAACAGAAGAUUCCUAUAAAAUACACGUGAAAUGGUUGACUGCGACGUCAUGUGACGAGAAAAAUAACAAGGAACUUACAAGUAAAUUUCAUCCAUUCUGGUUACGUGAUCAUUGUCGAUGCCUGGAAUGUUAUCAUCAAAUAACUAAACAGCGUCUAGUGAAUACUUUUACGAUUCCAAAAGAUAUUAGAGCAUCUUCAAUAAAUGCAACUUCGGAUGGGUUAAACAUUGUGUGGUCAAAUGAUAAUCAUUCGAGUUUCUUCAAAUGGAAUUGGCUACGAAUACACUCGUAUGACCCACCAAUAAUCAAUCGAGAGAACCCAUUUACUAAUCGAAUAUUCUGGAAUAGUCAAAUGAUACAGAAUCUUUUCCCAAUUCUUCAAUUUGAGAAUGUUAUGCAAACACAUGAAGGAUUGACGCAAAUGCUUAAAAAUCUUGAUCAAUACGGAAUAACAUUCGUGGACGAUGUUCCUGUGAACGUUAAAGACACUGAAGCAUUAGCUCGAAGGAUUUGUUUUAUUCGUGAGACUCAUUAUGGCGGAUUCUAUGACUUUACGCCUAAUUUAGAACACGGAGACACAGCCUAUACAACAUUAGCACUAAAAGUGCACACAGACACAACAUACUUUACCGAUCCUAUAAGACUCCAGAUGUUUCACCUACUAGAAUUCAACGGCAAAGGCGGCAAAUCAAUAUUUGUCGAUGGGUUCUACGUGGCAAAUCUACUAAAAUCACAAAAUCCACAUGCUUACAAAACCCUCUCCACGAUUCGGAUUCCUGCGCAUUGCGCAGGGGAUAAAAAUAUUUGCAUACAACCAACCCCCCAUUCAUUUCCAAUUCUAAAUCAUAAUCCAAUUACCAGCGCAUUAUAUCAAAUACGAUACAAUAAUGAUGAUCGAUCGACAAUGUCGCAUUUGAAGCCGGAUCAAGUUGAAGAAUUUUAUGAUGCGUUACGAGCGUGGAACAAGUUGUUGCAAGAUUCUGCGAAUGAAUUUUUGAUUCAGUUAGUUCCUGGUAGAGCUGUACUAUUUGAUAAUUGGCGUGUGUUACACGGUCGUACAGCAUUUGUUGGGCAUCGACGUUUGACUGGUGCUUAUUUGAAUCAUGAUGAUUAUCAAAGUCGGUUGAAGGUUAAUUGUUUGUCGCUGAAUGAGAUCGAAGAAAGUCUUUAA